Messenger RNA from Salvia miltiorrhiza (redroot sage), 3168 nucleotides. RefSeq names its product ATPase 8, plasma membrane-type. Gene Ontology annotation, molecular function: ATP hydrolysis activity; P-type proton-exporting transporter activity; ATP binding. The coding region runs from base 98 to 2944 and encodes 948 amino acids. The transcript is spliced from 10 exons. The record is from RefSeq and is a predicted model, not a curated record. Gene Ontology annotation, biological process: regulation of intracellular pH; proton export across plasma membrane. Lineage: Eukaryota; Viridiplantae; Streptophyta; Magnoliopsida; Lamiales; Lamiaceae. Gene Ontology annotation, cellular component: plasma membrane.
UAUUGCUUAGCAAUCACAAAGCAAUAAGGAAAGAGAUAACUAGAGACUUAAUCUCAUUAUCUCUUUCCACUUGAAAAAAAAAAAAAAAAAGCCUAUCAUGGCUCCCGACAUUUCCUUAGAAGAUAUAAGAAAUGAAACAGCCGAUCUUGAGAAGAUCCCCGUUGAGGAAGUGUUCACAGCGUUGAAAUGUACAAAGGAGGGAUUGAGCUCAGCCGAAGGAGAAAAACGGCUCCAUAUAUUCGGGCCGAAUAAGUUGGAGGAGAAGAAGGAUAGCAAGUUUCUUAAAUUCUUAGGCUUCAUGUGGAAUCCUCUUUCUUGGGUCAUGGAGAUUGCUGCUAUCAUGGCUAUUGCUUUGGCCAAUGGAGGCGGGAAGCCUCCGGAUUGGCAGGACUUCGUUGGCAUUAUGGUGUUGCUGGUGAUCAACUCCACCAUUAGUUUCAUCGAGGAAAACAAUGCAGGAAAUGCUGCUUCUGCUCUCAUGGCUGGGCUUGCUCCCAAAUGCAAGGUUCUGAGAGAUGGUAAGUGGUGCGAGCACGACGCGUCCAUCCUUGUCCCGGGCGACUUGAUCAGUGUGAAGCUCGGCGACAUUGUUCCGGCCGAUGCUCGUCUCUUGGACGGCGAUCCUCUCAAGAUCGACCAAUCCGCCCUCACCGGCGAGUCCCUCCCCGUCACCAGGCACCCCGGCGACGAGGUCUUCUCCGGCUCCACCUGCAAGCAGGGCGAGAUCGAGGCCGUCGUCAUCGCCACCGGGGUCCACACCUUCUUCGGCAAGGCGGCUCAUCUCGUUGAUAGCACCAACAACGUGGGACACUUCCAGCAGGUGCUGACUGCCAUCGGCAACUUCUGCAUCUGCUCCAUCGCGGUGGGGAUGGUGAUCGAGAUCAUCGUAAUGUACCCGAUCCAGCAGAGGAGGUACAGGGACGGGAUCGACAACCUGCUGGUGCUGCUGAUCGGGGGGAUCCCGAUCGCCAUGCCGACGGUGCUGUCGGUGACGAUGGCCAUCGGGUCCCACAGGCUGUCGGAGCAAGGGGCCAUCACGAAGAGGAUGACGGCCAUUGAGGAGAUGGCCGGGAUGGAUGUGCUCUGCAGCGACAAGACGGGAACGCUGACGCUCAACAAGCUCACCGUUGAUAAGGCUCUGAUCGAGGUGUUCCCCGACAACAUGGAUGCGGAGGCGCUGAUGCUGCACGCCGCCCGGGCUUCGAGGGUCGAGAACCAGGACGCCAUUGAUGCUUCCAUUGUAAACAUGCUUGCGGAUCCUAAGGAGGCGAGAGCGGGGAUCACGGAGGUGCAUUUCCUGCCCUUCAAUCCCGUCGAAAAGCGCACUGCCAUCACCUAUUAUGACUCCAAUGGAGACUGGCACAGAUCCAGCAAGGGAGCUCCCGAGCAAAUCAUUGAGCUCUGUGGCCUCAAAGGGGAAGCCUUGAAGAAGGCACACCGGAUCAUCGACAACUUCGCAAACCGCGGCCUUCGAGCUCUUGGCGUUGCAUGGCAGACAAUCUCGGAGAAAUCGAAAGAGAGCGCCGGCGAGGCAUGGGAAUUUGUGGGACUGCUGCCUUUGUUUGAUCCUCCGAGGCACGACAGUGCAGAGACGAUCAAGCGAGCUUUGGAGCUGGGCGUGAACGUGAAGAUGAUCACCGGUGAUCAGCUGGCCAUCGGUAAAGAAACCGGGCGGAGGCUAGGCAUGGGCACCAACAUGUAUCCAUCUUCCUCACUUCUUGGACAGAGCAAAGAUGAGUCCAUUGCUUCUAUCCCAGUUGAGGAACUCAUCGAGAAAGCCGACGGCUUCGCCGGAGUUUUCCCAGAGCACAAAUACGAGAUUGUGAAGAAACUGCAAGAGAGAAAGCACAUCUGCGGCAUGACCGGAGACGGCGUGAACGAUGCUCCGGCGCUGAAGAAGGCCGACAUCGGCAUUGCCGUUGCGGAUGCGACGGACGCGGCGAGGAGCGCGUCGGACAUAGUCCUGACGGAGCCGGGGCUGAGCGUGAUCGUGAGCGCGGUGCUGACGAGCCGCGCCAUCUUCCAGAGGAUGAAGAACUACACCAUAUACGCAGUGUCGAUCACGAUCCGCAUCGUGAUGGGUUUCAUGCUGAUUGCCCUGAUCUGGAAGUUCGACUUCUCGCCGUUCAUGGUUCUCAUCAUCGCCAUCCUCAACGACGGGACCAUCAUGACCAUCGCCAAGGACAAAGUGAAGCCAUCUCCCAUGCCGGACUCCUGGAAGCUCAACGAGAUCUUCGCCACCGGCAUUGUUCUUGGGACUUACAUGGCUCUCGUCACCGUCAUCUUCUUCUACCUCGCAUCUGAUACUGACUAUCUCUCUGUGAUUUUCAAAGUGAAAUCUCUGAGGAAAAGUCCAGAUGAGCUUACAGCUGCACUGUAUCUUCAAGUGAGCAUCAUCAGUCAAGCACUCAUCUUCGUCACGAGGUCACGUAGCUGGUCUUUUGUGGAACGCCCAGGUCUCCUCCUAGUUUUUGCUUUCCUCGCAGCACAGCUGGUGGCGACGGUGAUUGCUGUUUAUGCCGACUGGGAAUUCGCCAGAAUCAAAGGCAUUGGAUGGGGGUGGGCUGGAGUGAUCUGGAUCUACAGCAUUGUCACUUAUUUCCCACUCGACAUCCUCAAAUUCCUCAUUCGCCUUGCCUUGUCUGGUAAAGCUUGGGAUUCCAUGAUCCAGAAUAAGACCGCUUUCACUACCAAGAAGGACUACGGGAGGGGGGAGAGAGAGGCGCAAUGGGCCGUGGCUCAACGUAGCCUCCAUGGCUUGUCCACUGCACCGGAGUUCUACGACAAAGAUAACUCCGAGCUAUCUGUUAUCGCGGAGCAGGCAAGAAGAAGAGCUGAAGUUGCAAGGCUGAGGGAAAUCCACACACUUAAGGGACAUGUUGAAUCAAUGGUGAAGCUCAAGGGAUUGGAUAUCGAAACUAUCCAGCAACACUACACUGUGUGAAGAGUGAGCAUGAACUGAUUCAGAUCUGAGGCGUGGGAGAAUCGAUGGAUCGGAUUGUUGACAAUUGAAGAAGCACGAUAUACAUAUAGACAGACACACUUCUCCACUGAUAUUCAUCUGUUUCUUUCGUUUGAUGAGAUGAUAAAUAAUUGGAUAUGUUUGGAUGAAUGUCUGAAAUAUAUGAAAAAUCAUUUAUAAUACAUGUUUCACUGCUUCUCUCUCUA